UGAAACUAUAUAAGAACACUUUGGGUGGAUGCAUGUGUUUAUCUCAUUGUUUUUCGUGUUGUGGUCAGCUGUUAUACUCAUACUCAGGAAGCUCUCUGUAACUAGUUGACUCAGAUUGGGAAACCCAAUCAUGUGACAUGUGACUGGUGUUAAAUACUCUCACAUAAAUCCACACCCAACACAUCACACACACUUUUCAUGCAGUGCUCUUCUCUGAUUACAUAUUAUUGUCUUUUUUUAUUGUUAAAUAUGCAGCUCGAUUUGCACGGGCUGUUUGAACACAACAGCACCUUUGACUACAGCGACUAUGAAUACAAAGAUGACUGCAACAUUAGGAGAUCCGUUCUGGCUAUAUUCGUCCCCAUUCUGUACUCUGUGGCACUGAUACUUGGACUGAUUGGUAAUGUGCUGGUGCUGGUUGUGCUGUGGCAGAAGAGGCGUAACUGGAGCAUAACAGAUGCCUUUGUGCUUCACCUGAGUGUGGCUGACGUGCUGCUGCUCCUCACUAUGCCAUUGUUGGCAGUGGAUGCUGUUAAAGGGUGGAGCUUCGGCUCUGGACUCUGCAAGCUGACAGGAGUUCUCUUUAAGAUUAACUUCUACUGCAGUAUCUUCCUGCUGGUCUGCAUCAGCCUGAAUCUGUACAUUUCUGUAGUUCACACAACACAAUUGUUCUCACACACAAGACUCUGCAUGGUGCAGCUCAUUUGCCUGGCUGUUUGGAUCUUUUGUCUUCUUCUCACCAUUCCAGAUUGGAUGUACCUGAACUCAGCAAGUGACUCUGAACAUGAGGAUAAAACCAAGUGUGUGUAUAAGUACUCAACAAAAGAAUCAUGUUUGGCUUCUCGUUUGCUGUUCCAUGUGUUAGGUUUUUUGCUUCCUGUCAUAGUGCUGCUCUACUCUUUCAUCCGUGUCUUGCCACAUUGCAGACCAGAAAUGGGUAUACAGAAGCAGAGAGCUGUGCAAGUCACUUUUGUUCUAGUGUUAGUCUUUUUCAUCACAUGGACACCAUACAACAUUGUUCUGCUAGUGGACACUUUCCGUCCUUCGUCCAGAAAACCCACGGAACCUUGUGAAAAUCAAACGUGGACUGCGGUGAAAAGCACAGCUGUUUUAGGUUUACUUCACUCCUGCUUGAACCCUAUGAUCUAUUUAGGCUUUUCUGAAAAAUUCAGACACUGGACUUUAACCACCAUGAAAUGUGGUAGCUGUGCAGUGGACAGUGGGGAUUAUUUCCUAUGGGAUUCUAGAGAUAUUCACAGUGCUACGUCUGUCCCACAGGAGGAAAAUGGAGAACUACAACCAGUGAAGAAUAAUACACAGCAACAGAAUGAUCAAAUGCUUUGAUUUUUUUUUUUCUCCCCAGGAUGGAUGAGGGGACCUUGUUGAGUAAGUCUUCAGUAGCCAAAUACAUGAUCCUGGGGUCUCAUUUAGCAUAACAUAGCAAAGCAAUGCUCUAAGUUUGUGUGUAAUAACCUCUAGUACAUGCUCUGGUAUGUAGAAUACCAUGAACAUGCUCAUAUACACAGAUAAUGCCAUAAGAACAUACAUAAACACACACUCACAUAAACUCCUAAAUGACCAUAUAGGGUUAAAGAUGACACUUUACAAAUCAUGUCAUUUAAUCAGCAUUUGUAGUAUAUGAUGCUGAUGGGAAACGCAUUAUGGAUUUUUUUGCACAAGAUAAGGUUUUAGAUAAGUGAUCACAUACUGUACUGUAUUUAUCUACUUAAUGGUUGUUGAUGCAGCAAAAAUACAAAUAAGAAGGUUAAGGCAUGGUUUAGGAAAGUACAAUGGCAUAGAGUUAACUAUUUCGAAUGGGAAGUAAAGCUAAAAUAAGAAAAGCAUCAAGAAAGGCAUCAUCCUAAUCCAUAUUUACAUCUCCUGGAUGUGGCUUGUUAUUUCCCAUUUUUUAAGGUAUUGUUGAGGGUUGUGUGUGGGUUUUGUUAUACAUUAACAAGGUUAGAAUAAUGUAAUUUGAAAUGUAUAUUUAAAGUUGAAAUCCUUAUAAGGAGCAUUGUUGUCAUUACUAUAUGCUGAUAUACAAUUAAUAUAUCACUUACAGGGUUAUAUGGGUCAUAUGUAACCUGUUCUGUAUGUUUUAUUUUAAUAUAGUGUAAACUAUGUAGCUAUUUCUAUGAUUUUGUUUUGUCUGUUGGUAUGUCACACGGUAAUGAGUUCAUGCUCUUACAUUUACUUGCAAGAACUCCUGAAUCAUAAUGAUUUUACUCUCUGACAUCAUGAAUUUUUUUUUCUAGCUGCUCUGCUUGUGAGCCAGAGUCAUGUGCUUUCCCCUUUAGAGUCAGUGGGUUUUUCAGUAUUGCGUAAGGCAUGUCAGUUGUUCUGGAAAAAGUGCUUUCUUGGGAUUUCCUUUGGAAUGGUGUUUUGUAACAUGUGAAAGCUAUUUUUUAACGGAGUGCCUUUAAACACAGAAAGAGUUUUUGUCCUUCCUGUGGGCUAUAUGUACACAUGGGGAUGUUUAAAAGAGGAAAGAGAUGCAGUUCAUUAAGAAGAAAUAAAUGUGAAGACAA
Molecule: messenger RNA, 2528 nt
Organism: Tachysurus vachellii
Lineage: Eukaryota; Metazoa; Chordata; Actinopteri; Siluriformes; Bagridae
Gene: cxcr3.3
Product: chemokine (C-X-C motif) receptor 3, tandem duplicate 3
Exons: 2
Coding region: 199-1344 (381 amino acids)
Biological process (GO): immune response; G protein-coupled receptor signaling pathway
Cellular component (GO): membrane
Molecular function (GO): G protein-coupled receptor activity
Source: RefSeq, a predicted model, not a curated record